Lagopus leucura (white-tailed ptarmigan) is the source of this 2651-nucleotide messenger RNA. RefSeq lists its product as uncharacterized. The record is from RefSeq and is a predicted model, not a curated record. The coding region runs from base 36 to 1043 and encodes 335 amino acids. Lineage: Eukaryota; Metazoa; Chordata; Aves; Galliformes; Phasianidae. The transcript is spliced from 6 exons.
GUCUUCUCUGCAUAUGAUGCACGGAGCUCUUUAAAAUGGAUUUCAACUCUCCUUUUAUUUUGCAGUGUUUGCUGGUGAUAACAACUGUUACUGCUGACCCUGCUACCACGAUUGGUGUGUUCAGCGGCAGCUCAGCAAAGUUUCCUGUAGGAGUUGACAGCUUUCGGAAUGUCCAAAAAAUGACCUGGAAUAAUAAUAACUGUUCCAUGACUGUGAAAAAUGAUGCUUUGUUGGCCAAGUGUCUCCCUUCUUUUGAGAGGUGGCUGAAACUGGAGAAUGGCUCUCUAGUGCUGAGGAGUGUGGAGAAAGAGGAUGAAGGAACGUAUGAGUUUUUUUUCAAUGAUACCAAAGCACUCUUUACACUAAAAGUAUUUGAGCCAAUCAUUGGUGCACGGUGCUUCCCCAAUGGAACUGCAGACUUGAAUUGCGACGUGGACAGCAAUGAGAGCAUGACAUUUGAGUGGCUGCUGAACAAUUCUCGGCUGAAUGCCCAUGAGGCUUGUAUUAAGGAUGGUGGGAAGAGAGUUCGCCUGGAGAAAACUGUGCCUGGGGAAUUUGUAUGUAAGGUUAAACACGAUCAUGGCUUCCUGAGGACCAGGCCCAUUGUGCUCUCCUGCAGCUAUGGAGACCUUCUGCAGUACCCGUGGUUCAUCUACAUCUUGGCAGGAUGUGCAGGGGCUGCGGCCAUCCUGGUGGCUGUUGUGUCCUCACUCAUCUGUUGCUGCAUGAGGAGGAAGCACAAGUUCCUCCCCGUUCCCUCAGAGGAAGAAAAGGAUGAUGGAAUAACAAUGUCGGUGGUGUCCAGUGAAGGCGUGAAAAGUCCCCCCAGUGGAGACCAUGUGGAGGCUCAAGCUGCCCAGAUUGACUGCCCUCCAAUGCCAGAUGCUGCCCGGAUUGAUUCAGGCACUGAGCCCCAGCCCAUGGUGGAAGAAAAUUUCCCAGUGGCAGCAGAGCCUGGGGAAAUGCCAGAUCAGGAGAUGAUAGCUGAUGUGGAAAGCCAAGAAAAUGCUUCAAACUGUUUCCCUGACCCAAUUGAUAACUGAUCUGAUACGCUCACUGUUCCACCCUGUCCUGAGUCCCGUGACACCCAUCCUUUGCAUCCCAUAGUCUUGCUGUAAGAAUUGGUCUGAAAAAUUUUAGCAGGGGGAAGAUGCGAUGUGUCAGGCCUGCUAAGCUCAUUUACAGGGAAAAAAAAAAGAUUACAUGUGUGGCUUCAGGACCUUGGGCUGGCAGGUUCAGUAGAAAAAUUGGGCAGCUCUCUGGUGCUUAGCUUGUUAGCAGACACGCAGUUACUCUGUAGAGCCCUAAGGACACCUGGCAUCAAAUGAGUGAUGCCUCCUGCUUUCUGCUCGCUCCAUGCCUCCCAUCUUUGCCAGCCAGAUGCCCCUGUAUGGGGCAGGUGGGACAGGUAGAUGUGGCAGCAUGCCAACCCCAGGAGGAACCAGGGAACCACUGGAGAUCUCCUUAGAAAGUCUCUGAUCAGGAGGCACUAGCACAGGAUGCCCAGAGAAGUUGUGGAUGCUCCAUCCUCAGAGGCCUUCAAGGCUGGGCUGGAUGGGACCCUGGGCAGCCUGAGCUGUGUGGGCAACUCUAACCCCCCAGCAGGGCUUUAAGGUCCCUUCUAACCCAAGCCAUUUUGUGAUUCUAUAAUUUCAAAGCAUUUUCUCAUGGGCCCUGCAAGAAGUCUGAGUAAGGCUUCAGCAAAGUGUCUGCUACGCUAGGUGUUCAUCUGAACUGCUGCUCCAGACACCACCCGUAUCUUCAACCAGAGAGUAACUGCUCAGGGUGCCAGAGCUCCAGAAUCUCUGUUGCCACCUGUUUUGCCUUCAGCAGGAGAACGCCUGGGGCUUGGCCGCAUUCAUUUUGGCAGAAACACUGAUUAUAACGCCGAGAUCGUUCAUCAGCGCAAGCAUUAUUGCCUUUAGUGUAACGGUUUAGCUACUCACCGCAAGCUGAGCCGGCCAUCUGCCGUGCGUGCAGGCUUCCUCAGCGCUGCGCUGUCUGCGCACACAGCCGCAACCCGCAGUCCCUCCGGCAGCCCUUGCUGCACUGUGCAUCUCGGUGCCGGGCAGGGGAGCCGGCGGGUCCCUGCGUGCCCUGCUGCGUGCCUGCACACGGCAAGGCUGCGCGCUGGUGCUGCCCGGCUGUGCUGCGCGUUGUUCGCUUGUUCUGCGACCGCUUCAAAGACUUCUGGAUCUCGUUUGCCGUGCUGGCAGUGAUUCAGCCCAGCUCUGCUUUUUAAGGAUGCUGUAGGAAUCCGAUUUUCCGUGGUAAGAGGGAAGUGAUGAUUUCUCUUAUGGUGCUGCGCUGUCUCCUUUCAGUGCCAACAUUCCCCAAAGGCCAUGAGCUGAGCGAGAGCUGGCUGACAAAGCGUGUGACUCGUCUCCGCGAUGACACCUGCUGCUGGUUUCCUUUGCAGCCCUGCUCGAGGGGCCGUCCAACAGCAGCAGGUCAAAGCUGUGUGCUGUGGUGAGGUCGGGAGAAAAGUGCAGAGACUUCCUGUAACUCUGUGUGCUCGUGCCCAGCUAUUGUUCUUUUAUGGUUGGUUUUGUUGGUUUUGGUGUCUGGUCUUUUUAUUUUAUUUUAUUUCUUUCCUUUUUCCCUGCAAUGAUUUUGGUUUUUGUUCCUAAUAAAAAAGAUGUGUUUUCUAA